Messenger RNA from Paramacrobiotus metropolitanus, 1671 nucleotides. RefSeq lists its product as uncharacterized. The transcript is spliced from 12 exons. The coding region runs from base 100 to 1434 and encodes 444 amino acids. Lineage: Eukaryota; Metazoa; Tardigrada; Eutardigrada; Parachela; Macrobiotidae. The record is from RefSeq and is a predicted model, not a curated record.
GGUGCACUUAGCCGAUCGGACUAAAAAAUGAGUUUGAUUUAUUCCAUCGACUUAUAUGUUUUAUUGUUUUGACGAUUCUAAUAAGAAGCGGAAUCAAUAAUGUCGUGCCGGCCAUUUGAAGGUCCAUUAAGACAGGUACACUUUUUUGGAAGUCGAAGAUGUUGGGUGAAGUUGUAUCGCGGGACCAUAUCCGUGGCUGAUAAGAGAGACGAUAAGCAGGCAGAUGGAGGAUUAUUAAAGAAGUCUGUUUACCGGCAUUUGGAAUUUGCGGAAAUCGUGACUGGAAAAACCCCAAGUCCAUAUAAAAUCAAACUGCGAUUGCAAACUGGUGAGCGACUCAAGUUUCGGGUUCCGGUUACUUCUGGUGCUAACAAACGACCGGAGUGGAUAGCUGCCCUAGAGAACCACAUUGCGUACGCAAACCGAUGUUAUGGCAUUGGAGACGGGCGUCCUGUCACCGAUUCCACCAGUACACUGUUGACCUUAUCUCAAGAAGCGAAAGAGCGGAUACGUGCUUUAGAGGAAUCUCUGACAUCUUUCAAUGUCGCCUUGCGAAAUAUUCAGCCGCGUCUUCUGAAUAGCAAUGUCACGCAGAAUCUGCAGGAUGUCACCGGAUGCACUGAAAAAGCUUACCUCAUUCUCAAAGAUUUCUGUGAUGCCGUACAACAGGAGAACCAAAGGCGAGACGAUGAGUUAAGCAUUGAGCGGAAUCGAGCUCGUCUGGCCGAAGAAACCUUAGAGGUUAUCACGCAGAAGUAUAAUGCACUACUGCUCAGCGUGGAGAAACGCUCGGGAAAGUCAUCUUCCUCCCGCACUAGCAGUUCGGCUUAUUUUACUCCGGAUGGAUCACUCCUGCAUUUUCAGGAUGCCCUGUAUCACGAUACUCCCGAGCCUUAUCACGACCAGCCGGAUGGCGCAAAUUUCCCGUCGGUGAACGAUUCCGAGCAGCCGGCGGCUGACAUGCGCCCGGAUGAUGUGGAUAAUGUUUUGUCCAAAUUAGAAGCCGCCGCACAGCGUCGCGUCCGGGGUGAUGCCCCGCCCAUGCCGCGGAUCGCUUCCUUUGGUCCCAUGUCCAUAGCCGGAUCGUCAUAUUAUCAUACGGAUGCCAUGUCGAACGGAUAUUUAUCCUCCAAUUCGGAUCUAUACCAUGACUGUAUAUCAGUGGAUACAAGGUCGUUCGUUGUUUCCAACGGUUACGCCGUAACCUCACAGGAAACGCCCGCUCCGCCCCAGUCAGAGAGCAGCGACUUGAAGAGCUUUCAUUCUGCAAAUUCCAAAUCAGGGAAAUCGUCUGAUGUUCAAAGUUUUCAUACCGCCAAUUCUAAAUCAGGAAAAUCUUCAGAUGUUCAGAGCUUUCAUACAGCGAACUCAAAAUCUAGGAAGUCUUUUGCCUCGGAUACUCAGAGUUUCAAAUCUGCAAUUUCCGAGCGCUAAUAUGGCAUGUAAAAGAUACUUCGUUGACACAAUCAGUAUGAAAAUCUGGAGGUCUACGUGCAGUCAAGAAUUUACUGUUAUUGUGUCAAAGUGAUUUCGAAGUGUGAUGUAACAGGAAUCGCUGUUUAAUUAUAUAAUGUUCAGUUGUUUUACAAAAGGUGCCUUUUUUAUGUAAUACGUGAAAUAUUACUGUUGUCUGUUAACUGAAAUUGUGGCUUCUAAUUAAACAAUGGAAUA